Molecule: messenger RNA, 2783 nt
Organism: Gaeumannomyces tritici R3-111a-1
Lineage: Eukaryota; Fungi; Ascomycota; Sordariomycetes; Magnaporthales; Magnaporthaceae
Exons: 6
Coding region: 92-2563 (823 amino acids)
Molecular function (GO): ATP hydrolysis activity; ATP binding
Source: RefSeq, a predicted model, not a curated record
CCCAUCCCUUUCCCUCUUUUUAAAAGCCGCUCAAGGUCUCGCAUUGAGUAUAGGCAUUCUUCAAUCUUACCAAAACGCCAACUAGCCCAUCAUGACCUCAGAGAUGGGCGAGGCUGGUGCCGUCACCACGACGUCGGAGCCAGGAGAUCUCGUCGUCGUUGGCAGUUCCCCAGCCGAGCGUGCACAGCAAGAGAUGGCCCCUGACGAUGAAAAUGCCGCCUCGGCUCCGCCCACGGGUGACACCGGCAAGGCCCGCGCCGCCGCCCGCCAGAAGCCCGUCGUCAAGCUGUACAAGCACGAGUGCGCCACAAAGUCAUGCCCGGAGCGGUGGUCCCUCCAGCGCAACGUCGACGACGAGAACCGCGAGCUGGCCAGGAGCGUCGCCGACGUGCCCAUCCUGCACCGGCAGACCAGGAAGAAGGGCGGCAAGUGGGUGACGCUCGAGUUCGCGGUGCAGAGCCUCGAGAUGCGGGCCGUGCUGGCGCAGGCCCUGGCGCGCUACCAGGACUUCCACCCGGAGCUCAAGGGCUGGACCUUCUCCAAGCCGUUCCAGCCGCUCGUCCACCGGUGGGAGAGGCUCAAGGAGCUGCAGGCCGAGGCCGCCCGCGAGGCCGACAGCGACGGCGACGGCGACGGCGAGGCCGGGGUGGGCGAGCGGCGCGCGCUCGUCGACGAGCUGGUGGCGUUCCUGACGCCGCUCCUGGGGCCCUCCAUCGCGGCGCGGGACCAGACCAUCAGGACGGGGCAGGUCAAGUUCGACGACGUCUGGCAGGUCUUCCCGCCGGGCGCGCUGGUGGUGACCAAGCUGUACGGCGUCGACGUCGUCUGCCGCGUCGACAAAUACGAGAAGCGCUCCGACGGCCGCACCGACGGCCGCGACGGCGGCGUGGCCUUCUGGUCCGUCGCCGCCGAGUACCUCGACUGGAACGGCGCCGAGUGCGGCUGGGCCACGACCCACUGCACCAUCAUCCACUACGACGGGCUCCGCACCAUCGACUCCUUUCCCAUCGUGCCCCUCGAUCUGCACCCGGAUGGGAUCGAGCUCAGGAGCCGCCUCGUCGCCAGAGGUCGGAAGUUUGAAGCCCUCAGGGGCUAUCACUACCGCGAAUACGAGGGAUUCAAGAUCUCGCUCGAGAACGAAUCGAGAUACGAACGAAAGCCUGCCUCUGGGAGGAUCGCCGUCGACGCGUUUGCGUAUUUCUGCAGCACCAGCCAGACAAAAACAGCGCUGGGGCCCCUGAAGCCAAAGCUCAUCAACAUCAACACCGCAACUGGGGCGAGGAGGAAGCUGAUCGAUGAUGACGACGACGACGACGACGACGACGACGACGAGAGCAGCAGUAGCAGCUCGUCCGGCUUCAGUAGUCUCGUGGAUGACAACCUGCCGCCCAGGGCGCAGCUAUCAAACGGCCUCCAUCAAGCCCGUCCUCCGCCGCUGCACCCCGGCAUGGUGCCGCCCAAGCACUGGGGGAUCCCGCCGCCGCCUGGCGUUAUGCGUAGCGGCGGUAUGCCGCCACGGCCACCCCCGGGAGCACGCCCUCCCCCUCCUCCCGGUGCUCCUCGCCCGCCUAUUGUUAUGAACGCUGGUCCCGGCCCGCCACCUCCGCAUCAGCCGCUGCUGGUUGAAGGCACGGACCACAGGGCCGCCCUCUCGCCGGCGCAAAAGGCCGGCAAGCGCAGCGAGGAUCUGGCGGAGCUCACCGACGAGGAGUGCAUGCUUGCGGCGCCUUGGGUCAGGGGCUUCGACAUGACAACCAAGGACUGGGCUUUGUUUAAUGUCGAAGACAUCCGAGAUGUGGCCUGGAACGAUGACGCGUUCGAGAAGCUGGUCCUCCCCAACAAUUCCAAGGAGCUCGCCUGGGCCUUUGUGGAGAACAAGUCGCUUGAAAGGAGCUCGUUCGACGACUUUGUUGAAAGCAAGGGACGGGGUCUUAUCAUCCUCAUGUUUGGCCCUCCUGGCGUCGGAAAGACGUACACGGCUGAAGCCGUCGCCGAGCGUUGCCGGGUGCCCCUGUACUCUAUGGGCGCCGCCGUGCUCGGCACCAACCCCCGCCACGUCGAGUACCAGCUCGACAGGGCCCUGCAUCUCUGCCGCCUGUGGAAGGCCAUGUUCCUGCUGGAUGAGGCCGACAUCUUCCUGGGCGCGAGGAACAUGAAUGACCUGAUGAGGAACGAGCUUGUGGCUGUAUUCCUCACCAAGCUCGAGUACUACGAGGGCACCCUCUUCCUCACCACGAACCGCAUCUCGGCGCUGGACCACGCCUUUCAGUCGCGCGUCGACCUGCUCCUGCCGUACCACGACCUCGCCCCGGCCGCGCGCAGGCGCGUGUGGGAGAACUUUGUCGCCCACGCCGGCGGGGCCGCCCGGUUCGACGUGACCGAGGAGGACCUGGGCCGGCUGAGCGGGAUCCCGCUCAACGGGCGCGAGAUCAAGAACCUGACCAAGAGCGCCUGCCUGCUGGCCGCCAAGUGCGGCGGGAGGAUCCCGGCCGAGACGCUGCUGGAGCUGGCCGAGAGCCGGGUCCGGGCGCUGGAGGAGCUCGUGACGGUCGAGGGGUCUUGAUGCUUUGGCGGCAUUGGCACGUUAUUUCCAGGUACCUCGGGUUAUGUUUAGGCGGUGGGGGGCGUGGCGGUGCGCAUUGUAGUGAAACUAUUAUUCCGUGGCUUGAACGUGCCUCGGCGCGGCCCAGCCAAAUUCGACGGCCAGAAUAUCACUUCCCCGAAUUUUGUUGUAAAUGAUAUGCCUUUUGUGGAAGAGGAAAGUUGAUGGAAGUGACGCCAGG